AUGGAAGACAUUCAAGCCCUAGGCCGCCUCACAAAGCGGCGGCUCGCUGCCAACCUUAAAAAUAGAAUAAAUGAAGGACGGACUACUACCAAAGCCCCCCCACGACGAGGAGAUUCUACCACUUUGUCAGAACAUGAAUUCGAAUGCUGGGGUUCCGAUCGGAGAAACUCGGUCACAAUGUGGUCCCAGGAAACCCGUAAAUCUAAAAGGAAGCUCAGCGAAACGGAUACCACAAAAAGCGUAUACGAAGGCCGGGAAUUGAGAAUGCCUUAUAAUACUGUCCCUUUCAGGAAUACAAAUGAUGCAAGUGUCCAAGGUGCAGAACCGAUUUCUGAAAAUCGCCCGAACGCUAAGAGGAGAGCCGUUGAUAGGCUUGGGCGGGUGCAGCAGGCUAUAGAAGAGGCCGAGACUGUACCGCAGCCUGAUUUUAAUCAAGAAAACUUCACUGCGGUGGAAGGGUCGACCGGUUCUGGAUACGAGGUAGUUGAUGAACUCAUGAUAGGGGGCAUCCUGAGCAAUAAAUCCUCUCCUCCAUUUCAUACCAACGAUAAAUCCUCUCCUCCAUUUCCUAUCAGCGAUAAGACAUUGGAGGAAACGGACAAAGCCAUAAGCUUGCUUGGAAUACCAGUGUAUCGUCCGAGACGUAUGCUUAGAUCGGAAAAGAAAGAACCCCCAACUGAUUUUAAGGACGGUUGCCAGAGUCUUAAAGACCAAUACUCGCAAAAAGCUCGUCAUACAAAUCCGGAUCUCAAGGUGGCCAAUUCUCGGAACUGGCGUCAAAUUCGAGCCCAGAACCCUCUAUACCGUUUCGCUAUGUUCUCAGACGACGUUUGGACGAUUGACACAACAAUCAUGUCAGCGAAAGCUAUUCUAAAAUUGCCUACCCAUAUUGCAGGACGACCCGUUAUCCUCAAUUAUCUACCUUCCAUGAUUGGUUCCUUUCCGUACUACCCAGAUCCAGUGAAUACACCAAUCAAUCCAACGAAGGACAUCGACGAUGGGACCCUUCGUUUCCUUUUCGAACAAUAUCCCGGGGUGAGAGCUGCUUGCGUCUAUCUGAAUAAAACAUUGGUACUUCUCCACGAUGGCAAGUUUAACCGGCGGACUGAAUUCCGUAAAAGACCCCGCAAAUUUGGUGGCCUUGAUGUCGAUCAUGCUCCGUUCAACCAGAGAUACACAACAGGACCUGUUGUAAAUGAUUCAGCAUCGAGGGGAUCUCAACUUGACAAAAACGAAGAUCUUCGGGUAGAAAUAGGAUCCAAUGGGUUUGGUUUGGCUUAUUUUCAAAAUGGGGCGAAAAAGGUAGAAUGUAGAGGGCUUAGGGUAGGAGUGCGCCUCAUGAACAUAGCUAAUCCUGACUGCGAAGUACUUACUAUAACGGCGCACUCCCUCCUAAAAUCUGUCGAAGAUAUUUACGAGGAUCAGGAGGAAAGCGAGCACCACCCCUGGUACGAUCCAGCAACAUUUUUGAAUGUAAAUAAAACCAACUAUAAAUUUAACCAUCAGGACGAUGAGUUUGGAAUCAUCCACAGUCAUUAUGAGGUCGAGCCAAAAUCAAAUUCAGAUCUGGGUGGCUACCAGAACAUGCUGCGGCAUGACCUUGUACUCAUUGGAGAACCAGACAAAACCUCGCCUAAUAUGCGCUUUCCCAUCUUUAGGGACUCACGUGGGACUCCCAUCGAAAUGGAAUGGGCAGACAUCGAAAAUGAAGAUUUCAAAACCCAGGAAAUAGUCCUUCUAGGAUUUAACAUCCAGUUACAUGCAGAAGACUCCCAACAAAGGAAAGAAGCCAAUUCAAGCUCACAGCCCAGACAAGGAGGUGCCCAAAGGAAGUAUACUGGCACUGCAUCUCAACAAGGAAGGGCUGUGGUAACCCAUGAAGAUUAUAAAGACAAAACAUUGGAGAUUAACGAGGAUGGUGUCAUGAGCCUAAUGGAACUCAAUGGUGUGGUUGAAGGCAGAAGCUACGAAUGCGGGGUUAAAUCAAAAGGACCCUCGAGCAAAGAUACCAAAUUUCAAGAUAGUCUCCGCGAUUUAAGCUAUUUCCAAAGAUCAAUCCUCUGGAGACCAGAUAUCGAGAGACUGAGGUGGGAUGAUGACCAGUCGGAUGAUAUUGAAGAAAGCGGCGAGAGGUCAAGCGGCCUUUUAUCAAUCGAGGGUGCUAGCGGCUGUCCAUUGGCCUUCAAAACCCAGAGAAAUGGAAAAACAGUGUACAGGAUUUUCGGAUUCCAAAACUCGGAACAUCUACCAAAAUUCGACGAUCUCAGGUUGAAACAAGAAGAAUGGGCAGCAGAGGCAUUAAUCGGAAACUUCCACACAUACCAUAGCCUUUGCCUUCCGGAAAAGCUUAUCAAAGAAUGGAUCAUUGUUUGGAAACUACCAACGCCAAAACCACAGAACCAGGACCCGCCAAGUGCUGGAGCUGGAGAAUCAGAUAUCGAGAUGCAGGAUAUUGGUAUGCAUGGUGUUGAGGCGCACGGUAUUGAUAUCAGCCUGAGUCGCACAGAAAAGGCAACUAAACAGCACAGGCGCACAACCACCAGCAGGAUAUCAAAGUCACGGCCUGAAACUGCACAAUCACGGAAACAUCUUCAAAAAAUUCCUCAAAGCGUACUACAGGAUGCAUUGGGAGAGAAAGCCUCACAAUCAAAACAUCCGCGAGUUUAA
Orbilia oligospora ATCC 24927 is the source of this 2667-nucleotide messenger RNA. RefSeq lists its product as uncharacterized. NCBI's taxonomy places the organism in Eukaryota, Fungi, Ascomycota, Orbiliomycetes, Orbiliales, Orbiliaceae. The transcript has 3 exons. The coding region runs from base 1 to 2667 and encodes 888 amino acids. The record is from RefSeq and is a predicted model, not a curated record.